Theobroma cacao (cacao) is the source of this 2095-nucleotide messenger RNA. RefSeq names its product laccase-17-like. NCBI's taxonomy places the organism in Eukaryota, Viridiplantae, Streptophyta, Magnoliopsida, Malvales, Malvaceae. Gene Ontology annotation, cellular component: apoplast. Gene Ontology annotation, molecular function: copper ion binding; hydroquinone:oxygen oxidoreductase activity. The record is from RefSeq and is a predicted model, not a curated record. Gene Ontology annotation, biological process: lignin catabolic process.
UGUAGCCUUGCAUUCAGCUUAGCUAUUGCUCUUCAAAACUAGUUGUUUCUUCACCAAGUCACCAAGGUGCAAGGAAGAAAUGGCAACCUCACAUCCAAUUCCUUCAUUUCCUUCCAUGGCAAUGCUGUUUUCUUUCUUUGUUCUACUGUUAUUGCUGGAGAAUGUGGCAGGCGAAACGAGGCACUACACUUUCAAUAUUGACUACCACAAUGUUACAAGACUAUGCCACACAAGGACCAUUCUGACUGUGAACAGACAGUUCCCAGGGCCUCGGUUAGUGGCAAGGGAAGGUGACAGAGUGAUCGUUAAGGUGGUUAACCAUAUUUCAAACAAUAUUUCCAUUCACUGGCAUGGGAUUAGACAGCUUACGACUGGAUGGGCGGAUGGACCUUCUUACGUAACACAGUGUCCCAUACAAACAAACCAGUCAUACAUCUACAACUUCACAAUCACAGGACAAAGAGGAACUCUCUUAUGGCAUGCUCACAUCUCCUGGUUGAGAGCGACGAUCUAUGGACCGAUCAUCAUCCUCCCAAAGCGCAACGAAUCUUACCCAUUCGUGAAACCCCACAAGGAAGUCACGAUCUUGUUUGGAGAGUGGUUCAAUACAGACCCAGAAGCUAUAAUCAGCCAGGCACUCCAGACAGGAGCUGCACCUAAUGUUUCUGAUGCAUAUACCAUCAAUAGUCUUCCAGGGCCACUCUACAACUGUUCUUCCAAAGACACAUAUAAGCUGAAGGUGAAGCCAGGAAAGACAUAUCUCCUCCGGUUAAUCAACGCUGCACUCAACGAUGAGCUUUUCUUCAGCAUCGCCAACCACACCGUGACGGUGGUCGAAGGAGACGCCAUAUAUACCAAACCUUUCGAAACUGACAAGCUCCUCAUCACGCCAGGCCAAACCACAAACGUUCUCCUCAAAACCAAGCCUGAAUUCCCCAAUGCCUCCUUCCUCAUGGCUGCUAGACCUUACUUCACUGGCCAAGGCACCAUUGAUAACUCCACCACUGUGGGAAUUCUUGAAUAUGAACAUCCAAAACAUCACAAAUCCUCUAAAAACCUUACCUUACUUCAACCAACCCUCCCUCCUAUUAAUGCCACAGCAUUUGUUGCAAACUUUACAGGGAAAUUCCGUAGCUUGGCCAAUGCUAAAUUCCCUGCUAACGUACCAAAAACUGUGGACAAGAAAUUUUUCUUCACUGUAGGACUUGGGACGAGCCCCUGCCCUCAAAACACAACCUGCCAAGGACCUAACAAUUCAAGCAAAUUUGCUGCUUCAGUCAACAAUAUGUCAUUUGCACUCCCAUCUGUGGCUAUUCUCCAAGCUUACUACUUUGGACAAAAUGGAGUUUACACUACAGAUUUUCCUACACAACCCUUAAUUCCUUUUAAUUAUACUGGCACACCACCAAAUAACACAAAUGUGAUGAAUGGCACACGCACGGUGGUGCUGCCAUUUAACACGAGUGUAGAGCUGGUGAUGCAGGACACUAGCAUUCUCGGUGCUGAGAGUCACCCACUUCAUCUUCAUGGAUACAAUUUCUUCGUUGUUGGACAAGGUUUUGGCAACUUUGAUCCAAAUAAGGACCCGGCCAAGUUCAAUCUUGUCGACCCCAUGGAGAGGAAUACAGCUGGUGUUCCUGCUGGUGGUUGGCUAGCCAUUCGGUUCUUCGCGGACAACCCAGGGGUGUGGUUCAUGCACUGUCACCUGGAUGUCCACACAAGCUGGGGACUGAAAAUGGCAUGGAUAGUCUUGGAUGGGCCGCAACCAAAUCAGAAGUUGCAGCCACCACCGUCUGAUCUUCCACAGUGUUGAUUCUGAGUAUUCAUUGUUGUUCCGACUGCCCGAGGGCUAUCCAAUUUUCCUUUUUUGUACCAUUUUGAGUGUUUCUGAAUUCGUCUGAACUUUUAAAAAUUUGUCACUUGAUUUUUAUGCAAUUCCUUUUCGUUGCGUGUCUAACUAAGGAAAGGGGGGGCAUGGUUUCUUCGUUUCCUUUGAUGUUGAACGUGUGUCAUUGACGGAUGGAUGAGUGGAUGGUUGGUUGAGGGAAUGAACAGCAGCUGAGGUGUACACAUCCGAUGGAUUUAUUUCAUUUAA